CCACCAUCUUGACGGUAUAAUCAAUCCUCCUCAUCCUCAUCCAUUGCCUCGCUACAAUGGCCACAGCUGUCUCUUCAGCUGGCCCUUCGUCAGCUCCUGCCUCGUCUUCCUCGACAAUCUACAUCAACAACCUCAACGAGAAGGUCAAGCUGUCCAUCCUCAAGACGUCGCUCCACUCCCUCUUUUCCACCUAUGGCCAGGUCCUCUCCAUCACAGCUCACUCCAACAUCAGGCUGAGGGGCCAAGCAUUCGUGGCAUUCUCUGAUGGCGAAAUUGCAGGAAAGGCAGCAAAGGAAGUGAAUGGAUUCCCGCUCUACGGCAAGGCAAUGCAAUGCGCUCUGGCCAAGACUCCCUCCGAUUCAGUGGUACUCAAGCGCACACCGCGGAACUCGCCCGCCUUCAAGGAGCACAAGUCCACACGGCGUGCCCGCAAAGCAGAGAUCAGUGCUGCUCUCGCUGCGCAAAAGCAAGGUGUACCAGCAGGUAUUGCUGGCGGCAAGCGUAAGCGAGAUGGCGAGGCAGACGGACAAGAGGGCGCAGCAGGUCUGGUGGAUGGUGCCCAGCCUCCUCCGGUGAAACGGGCAAUCCCUCAACUGCCCGACGAGUACCUUCCUCCCAACCCGCUCCUCUUUAUCCAAAACCUACCAGAGGACAAUAGCGCUACUCGAGAGGAGCUGGAGACGCUCUUUGUUGACUUUGAAGGCUUGCAGGAUGUGAGGAUGAUCCCUGGAAAGGCUAUUGCGUUCGUCGAGUUUGCUUCGGCGGAGCUGGCGAGUAGGGCAAGAGAGGGGCUCAAUGGACGAAAGGUUGGGACGCAGGUGAGGGAGGAGGCGGGAGAGGAGGUCAAGGGGAUGAGGAUCACUUUCGCGAGGGUAUGAGAGAGUACUCUACCUCUGUCCUCCAAGUAGUCGAGUCAACGAAAGUACAGUUCAAUCUAUGCAUGUUGGCAUUGCAAUACAAGAGGG
This is a messenger RNA of Microstroma glucosiphilum, 965 nucleotides long. RefSeq lists its product as hypothetical. The coding region runs from base 57 to 878 and encodes 273 amino acids. NCBI's taxonomy places the organism in Eukaryota, Fungi, Basidiomycota, Exobasidiomycetes, Microstromatales, Microstromataceae. The record is from RefSeq and is a predicted model, not a curated record. Gene Ontology annotation, biological process: mRNA splicing, via spliceosome. Gene Ontology annotation, molecular function: U1 snRNA binding. Gene Ontology annotation, cellular component: U1 snRNP. The transcript is spliced from 2 exons.